GAUCUCCAGAUUUUAGUUUACGUGCAGUCUGCAUUAAUUUUUCUCGAGAGUCUCUACGACUCAGAAUUGAACUGUCCACAUCCAGCGUCAUCACUUUUUUUGUUUAUUUGUUUGUUUGUUUUGUUUUGUUUCCUCCCUUUGUUUUAUACCAUUUGUUAAACAGUGUACAACACGUAUUUUUGUAUUAUUUUUAUUUCUGUAAAUACACCGGAAUGGAACUUAAUUCUCUUCUACUUCUUCUUGAGGCAGCAGAGUAUUUGGAAAGAAGAGACAGAGAAGCUGAACACGGUUACGCAUCUGUUUUGCCGUACGAUAGUGACUUUUCCAGAAAGAAAACUAAAUCCUCUCCUAUUUCAAGAAAAAGCCACAACAAUAGGUCAUCACACAAUGAGCUGGAAAAACACAGACGUGCCAAACUGCGAUUGUACCUGGAGCAGUUGAAACAGCUCGUGCCUUUGGGUCCUGAUAGCACCCGUCACACCACACUGAGCCUGCUCAAACGCGCCAAAAUGCACAUCAAGAAGCUGGAGGAACAGGACAGAAAGGCUCUAAACAUGAAGGAGCAACUGCAGAGAGAACAUCGCUACCUCAAACGGCGCCUGGAGCAGCUCUCUGUACAGGGCUUAGAGCGCAUUCGCACUGACAGCAUGGGCUCCACCAUCUCCACUGACUCUGAGCAAGAAGUGGACGUUGACAUAGAGGGCAUGGAGUUCACACCAGGUGAGGGUGAUAGCGUGGACAGUGUUAGCGAUGGUGAGGACCACUACAGCCUGCAGAGCAGCUCCAGCGAUGGAGGCCACCAUUCACAUUCCCACAGAUUACAGGCUCACAUCUGCUAGGCCGUGUCAGACCGCAACAGUGUGUCACCUCCGACAUACCCAUCAGCCACUCCCAGCUGGCAGGAAACACCCGGCUGAUUUCCACUCCUCAGAAAACUCUCUUCCCUCUCAACCCUUGCAACGCUUUAUAUCAAACCCUCCCUAACCCCACAAAUACACACAGAGAAGCAAUAUGUGGUUUUAGUAAGAACAUGUGGUGUGGUAAUGCAGUUUUAACUUGUCUGUUCUGCUGUGUAUGUAUGAGAAGCUGUGGCUCUGUUCCAAAACCUAGUAACUGCCUAGCUGUCUAUUGCCUACAUAAACGCAGUAUCCUAACUGAAAAGGAAAAAAAAAACAAAAAAACUCCACAUAGGCUUGGUUAUGUGUAUGUCACAAGGCAGCAUGGUUUUCCUGUGUACUUUUUGGCUGCAUUUACACUUGCACAAAAUCCGAUUUUUUUUUUACUUUUUAUUUUUUUUUUUACAUAGAUCAGAUAUUGUUGCACAAAAAUCCGCAUGUAGUUUUAAAGUAGAUAUAUAUUCGAUAUCUGGAAAUCUGACCUAUGUCUAAACCUGUAAAUUCCAAGCCACCACUGGUGAGGGCGACACAUUUACCCACAAUAUAACUAUUCUUAAUGUUAUAUUAUGACGCACACAUGCCUGUACGCACUUGCACAAAUCACUUUAGAUUAGGAAACUUUAUAUUAGUAGAUUAUGCACACACCGCAACAUUCAGGAGCAUAGAAACAUGCUCAAUGAAUUUUAUGAAUAGAAUAGAUUCUCUACUGAAUGCUAGAUUUUAUUUUUCAGCGACAAAGUGAUAACGUCACUGAUUUUGAAGUACUUAAACUCAUAGAUUCAUGAUAUAAAGACACUGCACAGAUGCAGGUAAUUACCACGCAUCUCUUAAAUUCAUUCAAGUGAAUGUAAUCUCACAGCGCUAUUUUUUUUUCACUUCAGAAUUCUAGAUCUAAUGGAAACUUUGACUAAUUUAUCAGUCACAUUUUGUGUUUCAAACAUCAAUGACAGUUAAAUUUUAUAUACGGACAUCCAAAACCAGAAGGUCAACUGUGUUGCUGAAAGUGAUCACCAAAGGAAUUGUUCUAGUUUGGAUGAGAAUUAAUUUAGACGCACAUAUCAUAUACGAGUUGUGUCUUAUAUGAAUAUAAACAGAUGGGACAAAAAAUCAGAUAUGAUCAAAAGAUCAGAUCUGUGCAUUUAUGUAAACGCAGUCUAUGGCUAUUCCAAAAUUGGGGCGCAAGUCUAUAAUACCCAAAAUGCUAUCUAGGCAGGCAGGUCACUAGGUCUGUGAAUAGAGCUUGCUUGUGUGUCAGUUCAUUUUGCGUAAUGGGUUUAAACAGGAUUCUUGUGUGGUUCUUGAAAGUGCAAAUCAUAGCAUUAGGGACACUAAUAAACUCCCUAAUAAACUAAUGGAAAGGGAGCAAAAGGACAAAACUUCAGGGCACUUCUAGGAAUGAAUGAAUUCUAUUUCAGUAUUCACCCCACGCAGUUAAAGUGACCAUGAAGAUUCAUUAAUUGGCUACUUUUUUGUGAAAGAAAAGAGAAUAUUAAUAUCUAAUGGUUGAUUCAUAACAAAGCAAUGGUGCUGUGCAAAUACAUCAGUGUAGAAGUCUUUAUGUAACACUUUCAGUAGUAAAUGUUGUAGCAAUAAACUUGCAAAAGCUAUGGCUUUCUUAUGCAGUGAACUGAUUCUGGACCAAGCCUGAGAGAUUUGAGAAGAUGAGUAGCUCUGUUUUGUUUAUAUUGUGUGUGUGUGUGUGUGUGUGUAUGGCAGCACUCAAACUGACAAGUCACAACUGUAUGACCGUACCUUGUGAAGGUGUACAGGGGGCGGGGAGCUCUUUGUUGUUGAGGUGUUGGUACUGUCAGAAUAUUAUAUUAAUGUUUUUAGUUCAUUGUCUUUCCCCGUAACUUACUUGCAAUAAUUUUUGAAGCCUUUAUUCUUCAGCGGUAUAUAUGCAGUGCAGCGUGCAAUAUUCAGUAUAUGAAACAAAGUUCUUUGUGCUGGGGAUUCCAACUCGUCACAGACAGUCCCAGUCUUCAAAGCAGGUUAGACCAAAAUAAUUCACAAAAAGAAACAAGAAAAAAAUUAACAAAACAAAUGUAUAUUUGAAAAAAAAAGAAGCCAAAAAAAUUAUUGGUCACUGAAAGUGAUAUUAUAUUUUCUGUAGUUGCUUUUGUAUUAUAUUUUCCUAAAUAGUCCUUGAUGAAAAUGACAGAAAAUGAGGCCUGGCUAAUUUUGUUUGGGCGAACUCUGGCAUUUGUCCCUAACUGUCAUGCUGUGCCUUGACUUGUCGUAUCCCUGUUCUUUUCCCAAUCUCUUUCAUACAUCCCUCCAACCCUGCUCAAAACCACAACCUGCCAGCCACCCCACAGCUUCCAUCCUCAGAAUAGACUCUUCCUUGUCCUUUUGAUGAGAAAUUUGGGUUAGUCACCUCUGACCUCCAUCUUUUCUUUUUUUUUUUUUUUUAAUUCGUCAAAAACGUGCUUUCAUUCUGCCAUGCAACAUCAUCCACUCCGACACUGGUCAUCUUCUCUUGUGGCAGCUCGUCUCACCCCAUUGAAAAGCGUUAUCUAACCACCUCUUUUCAUAGUUUUUACUUUUUAAGUUUCAUAAUAGCUGUCUUGUUAUAGUUUUGUAUUUCAAACAAUGAAGUGGAAGACCUUGGGAGUAGAGCAUUGGAAUCAAUCAUUAAUGGCAGCUCGAGUCUUCCCCACACUCUCCCAAUGGUAGUUCCUGUUUAGUGUUAAAGUGUGCUCAAGGCGAUCAUAGUAUUUGAUCCUCUGCCCGUAAGAGAAAAGAUACAGCAAUAUGAUUCUUUUGUUCGUAAAGGGGUGGGGUGUAUUAGAAAGCAGCACUGUUUCAAUAUUAUGGUGCAUAUUGUGACCAACACAUUGAGUUUUUUUUUUUUCUCUCCAUUUUCUGCAAACACUGAAAGGAGAAGGGAAGCCAGUUUUCUGCCAUGGAAUAAUAAAUAAUAAUAAUAAUUAAACAAAUGGAAAACAAUAAUAAAAAUAAAAUAAAAGGUAAUCGUGACUUUUUUUUUAUCUCGAAGUUCGGACUUUGUUUCUCUGUAGAUAUAAACUCAGAAUUCUGACUUUCACACAGUUGUCAGUGUAAACUGAAUUUUGGGUUUUUUCCCCUGGCUAGAGAAUAAAAAAUAAAAGUUUAUAUCUCACAAUUAUGACAUUUCUUCAUGGAGUUUUAUAUAUUACUUUAUAAUAUAUUAAAAUGAGAUAUAAUCUCAGAAUUGCAAUAUCAUUUUUAUUUUUUUUAUUUCGUGGCAGAAACGGGCUUCCAGAGGAGGGAGAAAAUGGUUUAUUUUAUUAUUAUUAUUGUUUUGUUUAGUUUUGUUUUAUAUCUUUUUUAAAGCUAAAUUUUUAAGAAGAGUUUACAUUUAUGUCAUGGAUAUGCCUGACUGUUGUAGCAAAACUAUUCUCUUUGAGUGUGUUUCAGUAUGUUGAUCAAGUGACUUGAUAAAUCAAAAAACCUCUCGCACAGAACCUCCCAUUAACAUGCUUUGAUUGAAAGUUCAGAGAAUUAGGCAUGAGAUUUUAUAACAUCUCUAAGAGAUUGUAGCUUUCAUUGGCAUUAUCUAAGAAAUACUUUGUGACAGAGACAGGGCUAUUCAGUGGCUGCAGGCUUUUCUUUCUUGUUUUUUGUUUUUUGGGAAAGCUUUAAAACACUAAAAUGAGGGUAUGUCAGCAGACAGACACAGAUAUAAUUAUGUGGAAAGUGCCAGGUGUCCAAGGAUUUUAAAUGUGUGUUCCAUCACUCAGAGGAGAGAAAAAGAAAAAGAAAAAAAACAGACCAGACCAGGAAGAAACAAGUGAUACUUUGUGUUUUUCUGCAGAGCAUGUAUGAUUGAGAAUACUUAAAGUCAGUGCAGCAGGGAAGCUAGAUGGGAUAAAGACAGGCAGUGAAGGCUACUAAAAAAGACCAGAGUGACCAAGAAAAAUAUAUAGCUAUAUAAAAAUUCCUUUUACCUUUUGUUAUUCAUAUAAAAGCACUAGAAGAGAGAAAGAAAAGAUUCCUGCCGUAUAGAUUCUUUUAGAUAUAGACUUUUAUUUUUCUAACCCCUCCCAAUUUUGGGAGGCAUCAGGUGUAAUAUCAGAUUUCUAUCUUUAUAUGACUAUAGAUUUGUGACCCAUAUUUUCUGCUCACUUUUCCUCUCCCCUGCUUUUAUUUGUUUUGUGUUUAUGGAGCAGUUUGUUGACAGGUAGCUCACCGAACGCUUGCGUUUUAGCAUGAGGAAAACCGUUGAGGAAAAGCGGAGACUGCGAAAGGGAGGGUUCUGUGCCAGAGACCUGUGAACAGAUUUCCUUUUAGAAAACAAUAUGCAUUCAGAUGUUGUAUUAUAUUGUAAAGGUGUUAUUUUUUCUUUGUGUGUGUGUCUGUGUGUACGUACACAUAUUUACCUGGUGCUGGCUUUGUUUGAGCCCACACUCGAAGGUAUUAUGUAUUCUUGUAUUGUAAUAUAAAUAAUUAAAAUGUUUUAUACA
This is a messenger RNA of Onychostoma macrolepis, 5341 nucleotides long. It is a transcript of the gene mxd4, whose product is annotated as MAX dimerization protein 4. Bases 213 to 839 code for a protein of 208 amino acids. The transcript is spliced from 6 exons. Gene Ontology annotation, biological process: regulation of transcription by RNA polymerase II. Gene Ontology annotation, molecular function: protein dimerization activity; DNA-binding transcription factor activity, RNA polymerase II-specific; RNA polymerase II cis-regulatory region sequence-specific DNA binding. NCBI's taxonomy places the organism in Eukaryota, Metazoa, Chordata, Actinopteri, Cypriniformes, Cyprinidae. The record is from RefSeq and is a predicted model, not a curated record.